Actinia tenebrosa (Australian red waratah sea anemone) is the source of this 1243-nucleotide messenger RNA. Its product is annotated as ADP-ribosyl cyclase/cyclic ADP-ribose hydrolase. Gene Ontology annotation, cellular component: plasma membrane. The record is from RefSeq and is a predicted model, not a curated record. Lineage: Eukaryota; Metazoa; Cnidaria; Anthozoa; Actiniaria; Actiniidae. Gene Ontology annotation, biological process: positive regulation of B cell proliferation. Gene Ontology annotation, molecular function: phosphorus-oxygen lyase activity; NAD+ nucleosidase activity, cyclic ADP-ribose generating.
AUCGUUUAUUACUGAACAGGGCUACGAGCAGACUAAUAUCACCAUUCAAGAAACGAAAAUAAGCUGCAUGAUGAGAGUGAUCCUUGCAUUCGUGCUGUUGUGGUUUGGUGUCGCUCGUGGUAAAUACACAGGAACAACCAAAGGAUUAAAAAGAAUUGUUUUAGGUCGUUGCUUCGAGUACCUUGAUAGAUACGCAUCGUUAGGCCUGCUUGAUAAGGUACCUGGACUUGAAGAGAGAGAAGCAUUUUGUCAAGAGGCCUUGAAACAUUUUCUCGGUGCCUUUGCUUCCAAAGACCCUUGUACGUUAAYAGAACAGAACUACGAGAAAUUCUUAAAAUUCACCGGAGGGGUUCCCAUUAAAGACAAGAUCUUGUUCUGGUCCAAGCACGAGGCUCUCUCGCGCUCGAUAUCCAACGAUGGAAAACGAGCAAUCGUAUUAAGGGAUACUCUGUCAGGGUAUCUUACGACAGAUUUGGCCUGGUGUGGAGAGGUCCCUGGUACCCCGRAUCCAAACCCUGAUGGUAUCAACUUUAAAGCCUGCCCUGUGUGUAGCCCUAAAAAGGAACCUUUUGAGGUCUACUGGGGGGCUGCUUCUGCCUGGUUUGCAAAAAGAGCGAAGGGCAUCGUCCAUCACCUCGUCAAUGGCGCUGUUGGUACGGUACCACCAAAUGUCGCAUACCACGACGAGACGUUUUUCUACUUGCACGAGCUUCCAAAUAUCCCCAAGGAURAAGUAACUGAAUUCCGAUUGAUCGUUGCUAACGAGCCUCAGAAAGCCGUGCACGAAACAUGUGGUACAGGAACAAUACAGAAGCUUGAAAAUGAGCUCAAAAAGGAGUUGGGUAAAGCUCCUGUUUGUGUCGUCAAYCCCGCCAUGGUGAUGCAUAUAAUGUGCGCAGACAAGCCGAAUGCCCCAGAGUGUGUCAAACCAAUCGCGGACACURGUGGCAAGCAUUACUGAGCAAGAGAAAGAACGUUCUGGGCUCACUGUAUUCGCUUACCGUUACUCCUUCAUACACAGGAAUCCCAUGAUACACGUUUCAUGAUCAUGGCACGGUACGCUCGUAUAAUACAGCUGAAAUAAUUUGUUAUUGCCAAAUUCAAAAACGUUAAAGAGUUAAACUAAGAAAAGAAGAUUAACCGUAACCGUAAAAAAGGAGCCAAAGCAUUUUGAAAUAUUUUAAAAAAUAUAUAUAUAUAUAUAUAUGGUAAAGUAUAAAGUAAUAAAACUCUGUAUAAUUGA